Molecule: messenger RNA, 3558 nt
Organism: Schizosaccharomyces octosporus yFS286
Lineage: Eukaryota; Fungi; Ascomycota; Schizosaccharomycetes; Schizosaccharomycetales; Schizosaccharomycetaceae
Product: F-box/WD repeat protein Pof1
Exons: 1
Coding region: 1471-3123 (550 amino acids)
Molecular function (GO): protein binding
Source: RefSeq, a predicted model, not a curated record
AUCCGAAUUGUUCCUAGAUGCUUUUUCCUAGAACCACAUUGUAUUCUUCUUUUCCCAUGUAGUACAAAUCUUUAGAAUGCAACAAACGUCGUCCAAAAGGAAUUGAUUGACAUUACUCUUUGAUGUUGCUGUAGGUAUUCUUCUUUUAACGGUUGAUUCGUUCACACGAUUAUUUACCAUACCUCUACUCUAUUUAUUUUUCGUGCUAUUGUUCUUUUACGCCUCUUACAAAUACUCUUGUGAAUAUAACCAAAAGCGCUAGUACCUUUUCUCUAAAAAAAAGAAAGCUAAUUCCAUUCAGUACAUAACUCAUGAAAUUGUUCAAUUCUUACGAGCCAGCCAUAGGUUUUAAGCGAUAACCAGUCUUUCCUAUGAGGAAAGGAAACGCUUACCAGAAAUAGGGACCUUUGCUUUCGCGUGAUAGAAACUUAAUGCGUGAUCUUAAAUUGGAUGGGGCGGUCUGUUACUCACCACGGGUUUUGGUAAUAUCCUACCGAAAUCAUAAAUGAAGUCGAAUGCGGCGGUGCUCCACUAAAGAAGUUGAAACGAAAGUUUGUAGGAUUGAAUAUGCGAAGGAUUCAGCCUGAUAAGCUCUCUUUUGUGAGUAAAGAGUUGGCAAAACAUUAACCAGCACAUUUUUUGCCGUCGUUCCUUCAAUCUUGUCCGGCCGUUCAAUUGUUUGGUCCUUCCUGAUCGCAAAGUUUGCUACUCUUAUUACGAAUAUUUACCGCAAACAUCGCGGAAGAUGGUGCAAUUCAAUUGACUUUGUUCAUAACGAGGUAACAUGUCGAAGUGAUUGACUUAGGUUGACCAUAUUCUGUUACCUAACGCCCAAGAAGCUUCUGAAAUAACGUCGUUAUUGGGAUCACCCAAUUCUGGGGAGGAUGGAUUGCUAGUUGUUACCUGUCAUCUGAGGGUACAAUGAAUGUAUAUACACGCUAGUUCGGCUCGAAUUCAUUUGAUCCAUCAUCCACAUUCAGUAUUUUCAAACUACAAUUUAUCCAAAGCUAUAUCAGUUUGUUUUUGUGCAAACAUUCAUUCUUUUUAUCAGUUGGUUUUAUUUAAUCUCGUUAUUAUAUUGAUCUGUGAAGAACCUACACGUUUGAAGAAGUAAAAAAAAGUUAUUACGGUGUGCAUAUUUAUUCCCUGAAUUGAGCAGUUUUCCAUUGAAGAUAAGGUAUUUUUGUUUAUAAAAUCUUUUAAGCUUUGGAAGCUUUAAGAAUCACUUGUCUUUUUCCUGUUUUGGUUUGUUACAGACGACGAAACAGAUUCUCGGAGCUUAAGCUUCAUUGUAUUUGUGAAUGGAUUAACUACAGAAAAACUAAAAAACUUAGUUUGUUUUUCACUUAAUUUCCUUUUCGUUUUUAAGGUUUCUGCCGUCUAUCUUCCUUAAAAUACUAUCGCCUCCGAAUUGUUGAAUAGAGCAAUUUCAAAAGAGUGGGAUACACAUCUAAUAUAUCGUUUUACUGUAUGCAAAAUAUGAAUGAUGAUCUAGUAAAACUCGAUGAUGCUGGCCGUCAUCGAGUAAAUACGAUAUGCUCAACAUUUUCAGAUUCGUCUAUACAAGAACGAAAAGUCGCUUUAAGUCAUUUAUUAAAUCACUGCUGUCCUUCUCUAUUAUCCUUUGCUUCUAGUACUUUAGAUACCCUUGUUCGCCUCGAUUUCAUAUCCCUUCUUCCUCCCGAAAUCUCUUUCCGUAUUUUGACCUUUUUAGAUGCUCGUAGCUUAUGCCAUGCAGCUCAGGUAUGUAAGCAAUGGAAGGAACUUGCCGAUGAUGACAUUAUAUGGCAUCGAAUGUGUGAACAGCAUAUCAAUCGAAAGUGUGAAAAAUGUGGUUGGGGUUUACCUUUGUUAGAACGAAAGUUACUUUAUGCAACGAAGGCAUCCAUACAAAAACGUUAUGAUAGUCUUACGAAACGCUCACGCUCAGAUAACGAUUCUUUUACCAGUGCUAGAAAGCGCUUGCGCACCGAACCUGCUCCUAUUAUUGAUUCAUCUGCAGCCCUGGAAAAACAUAAUGCUUUACCCGAGUGCACAGAAAAAGCGUUUUCACCUCCUUUAAGAACACGACCUUGGAAGGAAGUAUACGCUGAACGGUGUCGGAUUGAAUGCAACUGGCGCCAUGGUCGAUGUCGUCAAGUUGUAAUUAAUGCACAUAAUGAUGGAGUUAUGUGUCUUCAGCUUCAGAGAAAUGUUUUGGCCAGUGGAAGUUAUGACGCCACUGUUUGUCUUUGGGACCUUUCAACAUUUCGUCAAAUUGGUUUACUAAAAGGACAUAGCGGGGGCGUUUCCUGUUUACAAUUUGAUAAAUGUAAACUUAUUAGUGGAUCUAUGGAUAAAACUAUAAAAAUUUGGAACUACCGUACUGGCGAAUGCAUUUCUACUUUACACGGUCACACUGAUACCGUUCUAUCCUUAUCUUUUGAUUCCACCCUGUUAGUUUCCGGUAGUGCCGACCACACCGUUAAACUUUGGCAUUUUUCUGGAGGAAAACGUAUUACUUUAAGAGGCCAUACGGGGCCAGUGAAUUCGGUGCGAAUUCAUCGCGACUUAGGCCUUGUUCUUUCAGCUUCUGAUGAUUGCUCUAUAAAGGUGUGGUCCUUAGAAACAAACAUGUGUUUAUAUACUUUUAAUGCUCAUAUUGGUCCUGUACAAAGCUUAUCUGUCAUUGGUAACCGAUUGUUCUCAUGUGCAUUAGAUGGUACAAUUAAACAGUGGGAUAUAGAAAAGUGGAAAUGCGUUCAUACGUUGUUUGGACACAUAGAGGGUGUUUGGGAGAUUGCGGCAGAUCAGUUACGUCUUGUCUCAGGUGCACAUGAUGGUGCGGUCAAAGUUUGGGAAGCUUGUCAGUGUGUUCAAACAUUAAAAAGUGAUUCUGGACCGGUAACUUCUGUAGCUCUGGGGGAUUGCGAAGUGAUUAGCGGUUCGGAAGAUGGAAAAAUCCACCUUUGGUUAUUCAAUAAUCUGAGCGACGAAGGUAAGGAUUCGAAAUUGUCUCCUUUUGUCGUUAACAAGGCGGCUGAUUCUAUUGUCCGCACUCCCACAGCGAUAAUCCAGACUGUGCCUGAUGAGUAUAAUGGUUAUUCUAUAUCUGAAGUACCCGCUAAUGGUGUUGGUCUGUAACAAAAAGUUAGGUUUUUGAAAAAAGUUAAAAAAUUUGCUUAAAAACAACCCACCAUGUUACUGUAAAGGCUGGCUCUCUUUUGUUGGAUGUUUAUGCGAGCUUCUGCGAUUUGCAGGCGUGUCGUUUGGUUACCGAUUAAUUACGUUCCUAAUCUAUUUUAUAUAUCUUCGUUCAUUUGUGGCUCUAAGAAUAGUUAUUAUACUAACUUUAAGCCUUUAAUUGUUGUCUAUGUUAAUGUUGCUUGGCUCUUCGACAAUUUACUAUUUAUUUGGAAGAGUUCAAUAUGCUGUUUAUCAAUUAUAAUUACGUUUGCUUUGUUUUGUUUUUCUCUUUGCGAAGGCUAGGAGAAUCGUUGUAUUUUAUUUGCAUUUCUUAAUAUUUUAUAGAAAUCUAUUUAGCUUUAAAAAAUAUGCGAUGAUUGUAAGUAACUGGGA